AUGUCGUUUCUUUGUGGGUCGUCAAGCAGUUCUAAGAAGCCUAUUGAAAAGAAGAUAGUGAUUCUUGGAGAUGGUGCGUGUGGUAAAACAUCAUUACUAAAUGUUUUCACCAGGGGAUAUUUUCCUGAGGUUUACGAGCCAACGGUCUUCGAAAAUUACAUUCAUGAUAUUUUUGUUGAUGGGAGACAUAUAACACUGUCUUUAUGGGAUACGGCAGGGCAAGAGGAGUUUGAUAGAUUGCGAUCACUUUCUUACUCUGACACUGAUACAAUUAUGUUAUGUUUCAGUGUUGACUCUCGUGAUUCAUUGGCAAAUGUGCAACACAAAUGGGUUGGUGAAAUAGCUGAUCACUGCGAAGGUAUUAAACUCGUAUUAGUUGCUUUAAAAUGUGAUUUGAGAAGCAGUGAUAAUGAUGCCAAAGCGAUCAACCCUGCUGUGAUUCAACAACAGCGAUCCCAGCCUGAUACAGUUGAUAUGAAGAAUAACCUCAGUGAUUCAAACUCUGGUAUGAAUAACGCAAAGAACGACUAUAUUUCAUAUGAAGAAGGAUUGGCAAUGGCCAAGAAAAUUGGCGCUUUGCGUUACUUGGAAUGUAGUGCAAAGUUCAAUAGAGGUGUCAAUGAAGCGUUCACUGAAGCCGCUCGAGUAGUAUUAACAGAUGAAAUGAAGAAUAAUAAAAAGGAAGAAUCGGACUCAAGCUGUUCAAUUAUGUAG
Zygotorulaspora mrakii is the source of this 714-nucleotide messenger RNA. RefSeq names its product Rho family GTPase RHO3 (gene RHO3). The coding region runs from base 1 to 714 and encodes 237 amino acids. Gene Ontology annotation, molecular function: GTP binding; GTPase activity. Gene Ontology annotation, biological process: small GTPase-mediated signal transduction. NCBI's taxonomy places the organism in Eukaryota, Fungi, Ascomycota, Saccharomycetes, Saccharomycetales, Saccharomycetaceae. The transcript has a single exon. The record is from RefSeq and is a predicted model, not a curated record.